Molecule: messenger RNA, 345 nt
Organism: Trichosurus vulpecula (common brushtail)
Lineage: Eukaryota; Metazoa; Chordata; Mammalia; Diprotodontia; Phalangeridae
Product: 60S ribosomal protein L28-like
Exons: 1
Coding region: 1-345 (114 amino acids)
Biological process (GO): translation
Cellular component (GO): cytosolic large ribosomal subunit; ribosome
Molecular function (GO): structural constituent of ribosome
Source: RefSeq, a predicted model, not a curated record
AUGUCGGCCCACCUGCAGUGGAUGGUCCUGAGGAACUGCUCCAGCUUCCUCGUGAAACGCAACAAGCAGAAGUACAGCACCGAGCCCAGCAAUAUUAAGGCCGGAAACUCGUUCUGCUACAACGGGCUGAUCCACCAGAAGACGGUGGCAGCCACCCGCAAGGGUAUCGUGGUGAUGCUGACUCGGAGGGCAGGUCAGAAGAAGCCUGCGUGCAUGCCCAGGGCCACACUCAACAGCUUCUGGCACAUGAUCCGCAAGAAUAAAUACGGGCAAGAUCUCUGCACGGCUGCUCUACGCCGGCGCAGCGCCAUCCUUGGAAGCCGGAAGCCAGUGGUGGUGAAGUAG